Molecule: messenger RNA, 1499 nt
Organism: Closterium sp. NIES-67
Lineage: Eukaryota; Viridiplantae; Streptophyta; Zygnematophyceae; Desmidiales; Closteriaceae
Source: the annotation of a GenBank genome assembly
GUCGUCGCCUCAUGUUUGCUGCGAGCUGACAGUCACUUGCUUGGCUCCUCGUGUCAAGAAAUCCCGUUCCAGCUCGCCAAGAAGCAUCUGCUGCAGAAUUUAAUAGCAGAAUCUACGAAGGCUGACGGUCAAGAAAUCCCGUUCGAGCUCGACAAGAAGCAUCUGCUGCCUUCACGUUGUAGGAGAUUUGUGAGAAUUCGCGAUAAUCACCUUCAACUUCUUGGCUCCUCGUUUCAAGAAAUCCCGUUCUAGCUCGCCAAGAAGCAUCUGCUACCUUCGUCGCGUUGACCCUGACUCGUGAUUAACAUUUCCGGCUUUAGCUACACUUGAGGUCAUUAGUCGAUUUGUGUAACCGUCCCUGAUUCAGUUCGUUGAGCAUUCGUCAGGCCAUCAAUCUGCAGCGGCAUUUUCGUCGCGACAAGUGAACUGAUCUGCGAGGUUUCGCGAAUGUUACAAAUUUCUGUAACCGUUUGAAUAGCGAGCAGAAUCGUCAAGAAUUCAGCGGGAUUCGAUCCAAUUCCAGCAAAGGCCACAUGCUUGGCAGUCUUCUCUCGUUUUGAGACUUCUCAAGUCUCCAUCUGACUCCAGCAGAGGAUUUGAUUUGGUUCCAGCAGAGGCCUCAUGGCAGACUUUUCCUCCUCGCCGUCAGCCGCUGAGUCGACUAACCCUACCAACCAAUCAGCCCACCAACCAAUCCCGCGCGAUCCUCCCCAACCAAUCCCGAGGCUCCCAGGCCACGCGCAAGUGCUCGGCCGACCCAACCUACUCUCCUUCUCACCCAAUCAACCUCCUCCCCUUCCUCCUCUCCCUCCUCACUCACACUCCAACCCUCCCGCUCACUCACACUACAAUCCUCACUCGCACAUGCAUCUGCUGCACCCAAUCCCCGAAGAAGACUCCACCUCGCUCUCUCAAUCCGGCUCCAGCCCCGCUCGCUCGCACUCCCUCCCGUUGGAUCCUGCUGCUGCUGAAAAUGCUACAUCGGCAGCAGCAGCAGCAGCAGCAGCAGGCGGCGGCAGCAGUAGCAGCAGCGGCAGCGGCAGCAGCAGCACUGAUAGCAGCCGUCGUGUGACGUUUUCAGAGGGUGUUCAGCUGCCCGAGAGGGGCAGAAACAGCUGGAGAGGUGACAAUGAACCGGCAAAUGGGAGAGAGGCCAGAAGGGACAUUGGAAGAGAGAUUGGACGAGAGCAGCUAGGAGAGGGAGAACGGACAGUGGUAGGAGCAGAGCCGUUAAUGGAUGAACCAGUGGUAAUGAGAGACGCAGGAAGUCUUAUAACGAGUACAGGGGCGCUUGAGGAGGGGAUGAGGCGGAGCGUAGGGGAUGGGUCUGCAUUGGACGGUCCAGAUUACGGGUUUGGGAUCUGUGCGGUGGAUUUUGAUGGAGGGUUGGGUGGGGGGAUUGGUGGGGAGGUGGGGUUUGAGAGGGGAGGAGGAGGCGUGGAGCGCAUGUGGGAGGGGCGCACCUGAUUCUCUUUGGAGCCUAGUUAUGGAACCAAUGA